Molecule: messenger RNA, 733 nt
Organism: Hydractinia symbiolongicarpus
Lineage: Eukaryota; Metazoa; Cnidaria; Hydrozoa; Anthoathecata; Hydractiniidae
Product: polyisoprenoid diphosphate/phosphate phosphohydrolase PLPP6-like
Exons: 2
Coding region: 185-586 (133 amino acids)
Molecular function (GO): sphingosine-1-phosphate phosphatase activity
Source: RefSeq, a predicted model, not a curated record
GGGCGACAUAGUAUCAGACUAUGACUAAUUGCAAACAAGAUGGCAUCUAAUGCUGUUGAAAGAAAAAUCGUGCAUACUUCUAAAAAAUCUAAUCGUGAAUAUUCAUGCAAAUACCUGGCAAGAACGUCAUGGUCGCAAUUUCAAGAACUAGACCAUUCACUUUCCAGAUUAAUGAGUCUCUAUAAUGGUUACUUUGGAACAAAGUCUUUUAAAAUAUUACGAGCACUACUUAAAUUUUUGGAAUGGACUGGUCAUGGCGUUCCUUGUGCUGAAGCUAGUUUUCCAAAGACCUCGCCCAAUAUACAAUGAGAACGAUAUGCCUUUGAGUGCCUCUAAGGUGGACGACUUCUCCUUCCCAUCUGGUCACACAACUAGAGCAUUCAUGGUUAUGUUCCUGUAUGUGAUGCAUAGAAUUUCAAACAUUGAAAGAAUCUUUUGGAUUUCUUGGGCAGUACUUCUUGGCUUGUCCAGAGUUGUGUUAGGAAGACACCAUCUUAGUGAUGUAGUAGCUGGUGUUUUUAUUGGAUUGGCUGAUGGUGUUAUGGUAACAGAGUUUGUGAUGUGGUAUAAUAGACAACAUUUUUAAUUUGAUUGAUUUAGUAGCAGAAAUUUGAAAUUUAUAAAAACUAGACAGAAGUUUUAUUAUCAGUGUUUAAUCACUUGUUGGCAAAAAUUUUAAGUUUCUCUUUUAUUGUAAAAACUGAAAGAAAGCUAUAUGCAUGAGAAAACAUUA